AUGAGGAUUUCUGGCGUCCGGCGUCCGGAUCAAGGAAACGAGAGGACAACAAGCCUUUUCGGCCAGUCCCCAUACAGACGCCGGGGGAUGGGACGGGAUUGCGAGCAGAGGCGAAAACAGCGUGGCUGCAGAAGCAAGCUGCCCACAGAAUGCCGAGAAAAUAUGCCCAACCGAGCGAUUGGAGAUUUUCCCACGCGCACGGUUAAAGGUACAGAGAGCGACGUACAGGAGCGAGGACACAUAAAAGAUUGGGGAAGCCAUUUGUUGUCGUGCCAACUGGUCUGUCUACCACUUAACGGAUGCGUCCGUCGUCAUGGUUUUCGGAUGCCCUCGACUCGGCGCAUCUCUAUCCGGUCUGUCAAGGCGUCAGAUACAAUCGGGCGAACGCAGGAAUGGGCUGUAGAUUGUCUGAAGGCAAUUCACGCCAGCCGACAGCUGGUGACGGAGGCGAUGCCUCCGCCUACACGAAGCAGCGAAUGUGACUGGCCCGGGCACAUGUGCACAUGCAGAUCUGUGUCGAGGAGGAGGGGUUGUGGGGUUGUGGGGUUGCGGAGUUGCGAGGGCCGGGAAUGGCGACCUGAGAUUUAA
This is a messenger RNA of Protopolystoma xenopodis, 588 nucleotides long. NCBI's taxonomy places the organism in Eukaryota, Metazoa, Platyhelminthes, Monogenea, Polystomatidea, Polystomatidae. The record is from the annotation of a GenBank genome assembly.